AUGGAGGUCCUGAGUGUGGACGACUGGAGCAAAGACGCGCCGGAGGAGUCCCGCUACGAGCCCGUACUGACGCUCGUGGACAGCGGCAGUGACCCACGCGCCUGGCUGGCCUCGGUGCAGCCGCCUGGCACCUGUGCGACACACGCCACUUCCCCCGACUACCUGCAGCAAUCGCCCUGCCCGAGCUCCGGCUCCUACAACGAGAGCGGCUCUCCGGGGUCCUCCGGCCUGCCCAGCCCUCCCAGCUACAGAAAGUCAGCCAAGAGCCCCCCCUCUUCCUCGCUCAAAGUCCGGGACCUGUGCCGCCUCAACGGCACUGUCUCCGGAUCCGAUGAGGAGGCGUCCUCCAGGCAGAGAGCCCCGUCCAGCAAACCGGGCAACGGGGUCCAGAAGCAGAGGCGCGUGGCCGCCAACGCGCGCGAGAGGAGAAGGAUGCACGGGCUGAACUAUGCGUUCGACGAGCUGCGCAGCGUCAUCCCGGCGCUGGACAACGACAAGAAACUGUCCAAGUACGACACCCUGCAGAUGGCUCAGAUUUACAUCAACGCGCUGGCGGAUCUGCUCGAGGCCCCGGUGUCCUCCUCCAGCGGCACCAGCAGCAGCAGCGCGGACAUCUCCAGCUCCCACUCGCCAAACUCUGACAUUAUGCUUUCCUCCGACUCUGGCUUUGACGGAGCGACAGACCGGGCCUCCGCCCCCUGUGCGGCCGGCAGGACAGCCGCGGCUGUGCCCGUCUCCUCCAGCGGUUUACCCGGGACGACCUUCCGCUCGUCCUCCUCUUCCUCCUUCGACAAGGAGUUCUCCGCCCUGAUCGAAGAAGCGAUGUGCUCGCCCUCCCCAGCUCCCUGCAGCCGGCCCGGCGGCUCGCUGGCCGCGGCCGGCGGAAGGAAAGAGUCUCCCCGGAGCGACGGAGAGUUUUCCCCGCACUCUCACUUCAGUGACUCCGAUGAAAUAGCGAUGGAGCUCCACUCGAGCGAGGAGGACGACCUGUCAGAACUGAAGAUGCCCCGCCACCACCUCCACCGUCUCCCUGUGUCUUUCUGA
Molecule: messenger RNA, 1044 nt
Organism: Platichthys flesus (European flounder)
Lineage: Eukaryota; Metazoa; Chordata; Actinopteri; Pleuronectiformes; Pleuronectidae
Gene: atoh1a
Product: atonal bHLH transcription factor 1a
Exons: 2
Coding region: 1-1044 (347 amino acids)
Molecular function (GO): protein dimerization activity
Source: RefSeq, a predicted model, not a curated record